UCUUGGCUCGUGUUCACGCGCUUCCGCUCAUUUCCACGCCAGGUGCGCAAGACGCGAAACCUCAGAGCGCAGAGUCGUCGCGAGGCACAGUGGCACCUUGCUGGAUUUCCUUCUCUUUUGCGUCUUUUUAACGGCUCCUUUAAACAUCACGGUGUUAUUAUUUCGGGGGAGAAGAAGAAGCGGAGAAGAAGCGGACUUCACCGAAACAUUGUCCUGACGCGCGGGACACUUACGGGAUUUUCUGUUUUUCUUUCCAUCAUCGGUGGCAGUUUGGAGAUCGCGUCAAAACCCGCCAGAGAAGUGGCAUGAGUAGCGCUCGGCUUCUAGACACUUGAACACUUUCCCCCUUUUCCUUUAGAGCCCAACUUUCCUUACUCUUUUAUCUUCAGCCAGUCAGGGGAGCGAGCGUCCCAGGCACCAGCAGCAUGUCUAAGCCGGUCGAUCACAUCAAGCGGCCCAUGAACGCCUUCAUGGUGUGGUCCCGCGGCCAGCGGCGGAAGAUGGCGCAGGAGAACCCCAAGAUGCACAACUCGGAGAUCAGCAAGCGGCUGGGCGCCGAGUGGAAGCUGCUCUCCGAGUCCGAGAAGCGGCCGUACAUCGACGAGGCCAAGCGGCUGCGCGCGCAGCACAUGAAGGAGCACCCCGACUACAAGUACCGGCCGCGGCGCAAACCCAAGAACCUGCUGAAGAAGGACCGCUACGUGUUCCCGCUGCCCUACCUAGGCGACGCCGAGCACCUGAAGGGCCUCAGCGUGUCGCAGGCCGUGUCCGACUCGCUGCUCAGCGCGUCGGAGAAGGCGCGCGCCUUCCUGCCGCCCACCUCGUCGCCCUACUCCUUCCUCGACCCCAGCCAGUUCAGCUCGAGCGCCCUCCAGAAGAUGACGGAGAUGCCGCACGGGCUGGGUGGCGCGGGGGGGCUGUCUUACUCCUCGCUGGGGGGGUACCAGAACGGGGCCUUCGGCAGCCUUGGCUGCCCCAGCCAGCACCACACGCACACGCACCCGUCGCCCACCAACCCGGGCUACGUGGUGCCGUGUAACUGCACCGCCUGGUCCACGUCUAGUUUACAGCCGCCUGUGGCCUACAUACUGUUCCCGGGCAUGACCAAGGGCGGGCUAGACCCCUACUCCUCGGCACACGCGGCCGCCAUGUAGGGCACCCCCCUCCCACCCACCCCCUAGA
Molecule: messenger RNA, 1182 nt
Organism: Gadus chalcogrammus (walleye pollock)
Lineage: Eukaryota; Metazoa; Chordata; Actinopteri; Gadiformes; Gadidae
Gene: sox14
Product: SRY-box transcription factor 14
Exons: 1
Coding region: 426-1154 (242 amino acids)
Biological process (GO): cell differentiation; anatomical structure morphogenesis; regulation of DNA-templated transcription
Molecular function (GO): DNA-binding transcription factor activity, RNA polymerase II-specific; RNA polymerase II cis-regulatory region sequence-specific DNA binding
Source: RefSeq, a predicted model, not a curated record